Molecule: messenger RNA, 3618 nt
Organism: Oryza sativa Japonica Group (Japanese rice)
Lineage: Eukaryota; Viridiplantae; Streptophyta; Magnoliopsida; Poales; Poaceae
Product: lon protease homolog, mitochondrial
Biological process (GO): protein catabolic process; chaperone-mediated protein complex assembly; mitochondrion organization
Cellular component (GO): mitochondrial matrix
Molecular function (GO): ATP binding; ATP-dependent peptidase activity; ATP hydrolysis activity
Source: RefSeq, a predicted model, not a curated record
UUUCACAAGAGACUACAUCCAGAAUCACACUAGUGUAUAUAUAUAUAACUCAAAUGCAUAAUUUGGAGCACAGUAAUUUGCUAGAAAAAACUGUCAAAUCGCUCUAAACAAUCUGAAGAAAUCAACCCGCGCGCGGAUACAGAGAUCAACGGCCGGCAAAAAGGUUUCUCGUCGACGAAACCGCCGCGGCCGCCCCGAAGCUAUCGGGCGGCACCGCCGCAAUGCUGCGCGCCGCGGCCGCCACCACCGCCGGGUUCCUCCCGCCGCGUCUGGCCGCCGAGACGGCGCCCGCGGCAAGGGUUGUGGCGGCGGCGGGUGCCGAGGUGAGGUCGUCGCCGCUCCUCAGGGCUCUAGGGGUGCCGAGAGGCGGCGCCGGCAUUGGGAGCGCCACGCCGGGGAGGAGGAUGUACUUCGCCUCCGGCUCCGACUCCUCCGGAAGCGCCGCCGACAGCGACUCGGAGGCGUCGUCCGCCGCUGGCGCUGGGGAGGAGGAGAGCGAGGGCAACAGGUCGUCCUCCGCUGUCGCUCCCGCCAUUAUCCGACCCGAGGACUGCCACACGGUCAUAGCUUUGCCUUUGCCACAUCAGCCACUAUUUCCAGGAUUUUUUAUGGCAAUGUCUGUAAAGGAUCCGAAGUUGUUGAAAGCUUUAGUUGAAAACCACAAAAGAUCUUUCCCAUAUGCUGGGGCCUUUCUUGUCAAGAAUGAGGAAGAUACUGACAGUAACACUGUCACACGUUCAGAUCCAAAGAAAAGCAUUCAUGGUCUGAAAGGGAAAGAAUUAUUGAAGCAUCUUCAUGAAAUUGGCACUCUUGCUAAGAUAACAAGCAUUCAAGGAGAUCAGGUGUUGCUACUUGGUCACUGCCGUUUACGGAUAACUGAAAUGGUUGAGGAGGACCCACUUACAGUUAAAGUUGACCAUCUAAAGGAAAAGCCUUACGAUAAAGACAAUGAUUCCAUAAAGGCAAUAUAUUUCGAACUUCUAUCGACUUUAAGGGAUGUUCUAAAAACAAGUUCCCUUUGGAAGGAUCAUGCUCAAAUCUACACCCAGCAUAUGGUUGAUUUCAACUACCAAAGACUAGCAGAUUUUGGCGCUGCUAUUUCAGUCACCAACAAGUUGCUAUGCCAGGGAGUUCUUGAGGAACUAGAUGUGUCUAAGCGUUUGAUGUUGACCCUUGAAUUAGUAAAGAGGGAAUUGGAGAUUACUAAGUUGCAGCAAUCCAUAGCAAAAGCAAUUGAAGAAAAAGUAACUGGCGAGCAGCGCCGCUACUUAUUGAAUGAGCAACUUAAAGCAAUCAAGAAGGAGCUAGGCUUGGAGACUGAUGAUAAAACAGCGUUGUCAGAAAAAUUUAGGAAAAGGAUUGAAUCGAGAAAAGAGAAAUGCCCAUCUCAUAUCUUACAAGUCAUUGAAGAAGAGCUCACUAAACUUCAAUUACUGGAAGCUAGUUCUAGCGAGUUCAGUGUUACCAGCAAUUAUUUAGACUGGCUAACAGUAUUGCCAUGGGGGGAUUACAGUGAUGAAAACUUUGAUGUUCUUCGUGCUCAACGCAUUCUUGAUGAAGAUCACUAUGGUCUAACUGAUGUAAAAGAAAGAAUAUUGGAGUUUAUAGCAGUUGGAAAAUUAAGAGGAAGCUCACAAGGUAAAAUUAUAUGUCUCUGUGGACCACCUGGCGUUGGUAAAACUAGUAUUGGACGAUCAGUUGCACGUGCAUUAAACCGGAAGUUCUACAGAUUUUCUGUUGGGGGUUUGUCUGAUAUAGCAGAAAUCAAGGGUCAUCGACGGACCUAUGUUGGGGCAAUGCCAGGGAAGAUGGUUCAGUGUCUGAAAUCAGUCGGAACUUCAAAUCCUCUGGUUUUGAUAGAUGAGAUCGACAAGCUAGGGAGAGGGUAUUCUGGUGAUCCAGCCAGUGCACUGUUGGAACUUCUUGAUCCUGAACAGAAUGCUAACUUUCUUGAUCAUUAUCUUGAUGUUCCUAUUGACCUCUCCAAGGUUCUGUUUGUUUGCACUGCAAAUGUCAUAGAGAUGAUACCAGGCCCUCUACUGGACAGGAUGGAGAUCAUUACUAUUGCCGGUUAUAUAACCGAUGAGAAGAUGCAUAUUGCACGGGAUUACCUAGAAAAGAACACAAGGGAGGCUUGUGGCAUCAUGCCUGAACAGGUUGAGGUUACGGAUAGUGCUCUUCUUGCUCUUAUUGAAAACUAUUGCCGGGAAGCCGGUGUGCGUAACCUUCAAAAACAGAUUGAAAAAGUUUACCGGAAGAUAGCUCUGCAACUUGUUCGUCAAGGGGUAUCAAAUGAGCCAGCUCGGGAGAUCACAUUGGUGGAACCAAGUGAACAACCUACUGGUGUUAGCAUUGCAACAGAAGUGGAAAACAAGAGCCAGAGGGACAGUCUUGCAGAAGAUGUUUCAGUGCAUGUUAUUCCAACUGAUUUUUCUUGUGAGAAGAUUAAUGUAGUAUCCUUAACAACCAAGUCAGAAGUAGACCACUAUGAGCAUCCAAAAGGAGUAUCUAAAGAAACUUCUGCAGAUGACAAAGCUACACCAACGAAUACAUCAGGCAAAAUGGAGGCCAAUGAACACACAGAGGAAGUAAUGGAAGCACUUGUAGAUGAAGCACUUGUAGACAAGACUGUGGAGAAAGUAGUUGUUGAUGCAUCAAAUCUGGAUAACUUUGUUGGGAAGGCUGUAUUCCAACCAGAGCGUAUAUACGAUCAAACUCCUGUUGGGGUAGUCAUGGGUUUAGCUUGGAAUGCUAUGGGUGGUUCUACCUUGUAUAUUGAGACAGCAAAAGUUGAGGACGGCGAAAAAAAAGGUGCACUUGUGGUGACAGGCCAGCUUGGAGAUGUCAUGAAAGAGAGUGCUCAAAUUGCACAUACAAUUUGCAGAUCUAUAUUACAUGAGAAAGAACCAAAUAACACCUUUUUUACAAAGUCAAAGCUUCACUUACAUGUUCCUGCAGGGGCUACUCCAAAGGAUGGCCCCAGUGCUGGAUGCACGAUGGUUACAUCGAUGCUGUCUUUAGCCAUGGGAAAGCUGGUAAAGAAAGACCUCGCAAUGACUGGGGAAGUAACAUUGACUGGACGAAUUCUCCCAAUUGGUGGGGUGAAGGAGAAAACCAUCGCUGCCAGGAGAAGUGGGAUAAAGACGAUCAUAUUCCCAGCAGCGAACAGAAGAGAUUUCGACGAGCUUGCUCCUAAUGUAAAAGAAGGUCUUGAAGUCCACUUUGUUGACAAAUACAGUGAAAUAUAUGAUUUAGCUUUUCCAAGUGAUAGUCAGGCAUUAGCAAGCUAGUGUAUCGACAACGCAUGCUCUACAAAGCAGUUUGCAUCAAGACCAGGGUGAAGACCAGAAUAUGGAGUUCAUUCGUUGUCGCUUGCAAUUCGUUUGGCAAAUUAUACAGAAUCUACAGAAAGAAUAUCUCACAAGAGCGCACUUCCCAAAUAUAGCUUGGCAAGUUGUACAGAAUCUAUAGAUUGUUCCUUUUCUCCUUUUCUGUUAGUCAACUACCAUGUGUAAAUUCAGAAACAGUGAGAAUGCAUUAUUUUAGACAUUCUCUGAAUUGUGAACAGAACACCCGUGUAGGGUCUGAUGCAUGUAUAAAGCAUUCUUUUCAGUAUUC